This is a messenger RNA of Anisakis simplex (herring worm), 387 nucleotides long. The record is from the annotation of a GenBank genome assembly. Lineage: Eukaryota; Metazoa; Nematoda; Chromadorea; Rhabditida; Anisakidae.
GCUGUCGUUCCGGGCGCUGGGGCAUUCGAAAUAGCCGCGCAUUGCAUGUUGAACAAAUUAGCGGAUUCGGUGAAGGGUCGUGUGAAACUUGGUGUGAAGGCGUAUGCUGAUGCAUUAUUGGUGAUUCCAAAGACUUUGGCUAUGAACGCGGGUUUUGAUGCGCAAGAGACGAUUGUGAAGCUGACUGAAGAGAGAAUGGCGAGCGGUGGGAAGAUACCCGUUGGACUGGAUAUCACCUCGGGUGAGCCGACGAACCCAGUGGGAAUAUGGGACAAUGUGAUCGUGAAACGUAACAGUCUAUCGUCAUGCUGCGUGAUUGCGUGCAAUUUACUUCUGGUAGAUGAGGUUAUGCGUGCUGGAAUGACGAAUCUGAGGACAGGACAGUGA